This is a messenger RNA of Myxozyma melibiosi, 2753 nucleotides long. RefSeq names its product PINIT domain-containing protein. NCBI's taxonomy places the organism in Eukaryota, Fungi, Ascomycota, Lipomycetes, Lipomycetales, Lipomycetaceae. Gene Ontology annotation, cellular component: chromatin. Gene Ontology annotation, biological process: protein sumoylation. The transcript has 6 exons. Gene Ontology annotation, molecular function: SUMO ligase activity; zinc ion binding. Bases 1 to 2499 code for a protein of 832 amino acids. The record is from RefSeq and is a predicted model, not a curated record.
AUGCAAGAGCUCAUCCGAAUACUAUCGACCCAGUUCACGGUCGUUCAUCUUAAGGAGCUCUGCCGUAUAUGUCGUCUACAAACUACUGGGCGCAAAUACGUGCUGCAGACGCGCUUGCUUGAUUUGCUGAACUCCACGCGAAACGCUGGAGACGCUCAACUAUAUUCAUUACUCAAAGGGGCCAUCUUUGAGCGAUAUGCUAUCGCCAACAACCGUAUUGGGACAGAGUGGACGGGGAAUAGCGACGCUUUAUGGAAUUAUCUCGGCGCCCGUAACAAUCCCCGGGUUAGUUCUUCUUCCACUCCCACUUCCGCCUUUGGAGCAACCAACAGGGCCAGCGGUGCAGUUCCCGUCAGUACCUCAGCCCGGCACGACUCUAUUGAUACAAUCGAUUUCCCAAGCAGCACGUUCUACAUGCUGCAAACACCUCUCACGCGCCCAUCCACCCUCGCCAUCCUACCCGAGCACAGAAGCACCGUUCGCAUGCAAUUCAAACUCUCUGAAGCUCAAUCGUCUCGUCUGCGAUCCGACCCCUCAUACCGCGUCUACCUUCUCUCCGCCAACUCCGACGAAAUGCGUGAAGGGCAGAUCCAAUUCCCGCACAGUAUCGAAAUCAGAGUGAAUACAAAAAUCGUCCAAGCAAACCUCAGAGGUCUCAAGAACAAGCCCGGAACGACAAAGCCGGCGGAUUUGACCCAGUACAUUAAUACUGAUAUCUCACAAAACUUUGUUGAAAUCAUCUACGCCUACACGCGUGUUCGAUACACAAUGGCGCUCUACAUCGCGCGGAAACGGUCGGCGGCAGAAAUAGUCACUAGGAUAGCUUCUGGGAAGCAUAUCCCCAAAGACCAGGUCACCGCAGAAAUUGUCAAGAAAAACUCGGACGACGACGACAUCAUAGUAGGACCUACCAUUCUCUCCCUGAAAUGCCCUAUCUCCUACUCAAGAAUUCGGGUGCCUAUCCGAUCGACGAGAUGUAACCAUAUACAAUGCUACGACGCUACCUCAUAUAUCCAACUACAGGAGCAAGCACCGACAUGGACAUGCCCGGUCUGCAACAUCGCUGCUCCUCUCAGUAAUAUUGCUGUCGACAGCUACGUUGACGACGUCCUGAAACGAACCAACGAUUCCAUCGAUUCGAUAGUAAUCGAGACCGAUGGUUCCUGGCGUAUCCCAGAACAGAACAGUAAUGAUCUCUCUGACGACGACGACGAUGAUGAUGAUCGACAGCGUAUAAAACGACAAAGCACUUCCGUUGGCCCACCCACCGGAGCCAUGGAAGUCAUUGACGCUUCCCCUGCUCGACAAGGCAGUAGCGCAGCUCCAGCUGCUGUCGUCAUCGACCUGAGCGACAGCGAAGAUGAACUUCCAGCACCGUCGCGUCAACCACCUCCCCCUCCACCUCCACCCCAACAACCUCCACCAAGCAAUAUCCACCAAGGGCCAGAUUCAUAUCACUCGGAUUUUGAAAUUGAACUUCAACAUUUGUUUGACGAUCCUCAGGAUUCUCCUGUACCAGAGACUGAACCUCAUUACACACCACAGUCGAACGAGCGUCAGACUCCCCAGCUGCCUGCAUCCACAGAGUCUCAUGUCCCACUUGCACCAGUGACAACUACUUCUGCUACAACAGCCACUGUACCAGCUGACUCGCCAUUAGCAGAGACCAUUGAAAACCGGAGGAAAAACCCCGAAGGAAUUCAAAAUCUUCUUCAGUCAUAUAUGGAUCUGAGCGGCAGAUUGGGCGAGUACAUCUCCAGCCGAGAAGGAAGCACAUCAGCAGCUACUCCGUCUGAUUUGGCUAAUGUCAAUCUGCCGCCACCCAUCAAUGCUGUACAGAACGGAAGACCUGUACAUUCGUCGCCGCAAAGGGGAUACUUUAAUGAGCCUCCUGUGGAGGAGCAGCUGCGAGGAUCUCAGACCCUACCGCCGAUUGAAACAGCUGAGGGAUCCGAGUCUGACCACGACUUCGACAGCGAUAUUGAUCCUUAUAACUAUUCAAUUGACUUACCAUACCUUUUAUCGCGGAAUGUUGGGAGCGCCCCUCCUACUCAGGAGAUCGUUUCGGAAGCUGGUGGACCCAGUCCUACUGCACCGGCCAACGACGGUGCAGCUGUGGCCGAGCCACAGACACCGGAGAACGCAGCAGACGACCUGGCCAACGAUGGAAGCGCAUACACCGCACGCACAAGUCUGAGCGACGACAACGCAUCGCAGCGAACAGCGUCUGUGGACGAGACCGAUCUCCGAGCAAUAAUCGCGCAUACCACUGAGUCUACUUCGGCGGCUUUGGCAGCCGAUCAAGAGCACCCAGAAGUGACCACUGGCACAAACAGUCCUGCCCAUCCCACACUACCUUCACCAACACAAACUGCUUCCGAGCCGGCUACAACAAACUCGCAUGUUAGCGGGACAGUGCACCCGCGCGACGAAUCAAGCGACGCUGCGUCGCCGCCACCAGCAAAGCGUCCCAAUAUGGGAUUAUCUAAUACCGAUUGAAGGAAAUGAACUGUAUAAUAUUAAAGCAUAGCAGGAAUAGAGAUCCCGUCCGUCGGAGAACGAUCGAAAGGACAUACAAGGCGAUCAGUGUACAACCAUAAUUAUCUCUAUCUGUUGUGUUUACGUGUAUAAGAUUAUGGCGUUUUAUGGAUUUAAAAAUAAGGCGGGUAUUAGUGGAUGUGCAUAGUAAUAAAUAACAGUAGCUUCAGAACUACUUGCGAUAAUACUAUUAGCCAUGUAGAUCACGUUUUAGA